Debaryomyces hansenii CBS767 is the source of this 1077-nucleotide messenger RNA. RefSeq lists its product as uncharacterized. NCBI's taxonomy places the organism in Eukaryota, Fungi, Ascomycota, Pichiomycetes, Serinales, Debaryomycetaceae. Bases 1 to 1077 code for a protein of 358 amino acids. The transcript has a single exon. Gene Ontology annotation, biological process: mitochondrial respiratory chain complex I assembly. The record is from RefSeq and is a predicted model, not a curated record. Gene Ontology annotation, cellular component: mitochondrion.
AUGUUUAAAUCGUUAACCAACAAGCGUCUAUUGGCGACAUCAGCAUCAGAGAAUGCAGCUAAACAGAAGCAGCAAUUUAAUGUCUUUGACAGAUCUGCAAAAUUAAUACAAAGAUCAAGAACGCCCAGUCUUAAUCCACAAGAAUCUCGUAAAGUAGAGUAUUUAAGAGAUGAGGUAGCAAUUAGGACUAUAGAAAGAUUGGCAUUUAUUACAAGAGACUUUGAUAGAUUAUUGGACUUUGGGUCACAUCUGGGUAAUUUAAUAAAGAACUUAUUUGAGGAAUCCAAGGUACCCGAAGCAGCAGACUCUGCUGAUAUGGAAAUCUGUAAACAGCUUAAUAACGAUAAAAAGACUAUAAGGUCCAAAAUCAAGGAAUUAGUCAUGCUUGAUUCAUCCAAAGACAUUCUUAAUAGGGAUGUUGAACAACCGUUCAAUGCUGAAUUUGAUGGAAAGCUUAUUCGUAAUGUAGGAGAUGAAGAAGCAUUCGACCAUGAAUGCUUACAAGAAUCAAAUCAGUAUGAUGCAGUCAUUUCAAAUUUAUCCUUGCAUUGGAUUAAUGAUUUACCAGCCACUUUGGCAAAUAUAAACCGUGUAUUAAAACCAGAUGGGUUAUUCAUGGGUACUUUAUUUGGUGGUGAUACGUUAUACGAAUUGAGAACGUCAUUGCAAUUGGCAGAAUUGGAAAGAAAGGGCGGAAUGUCCCCAAGAGUAUCACCCUUAGUACAUUUGAAUGACGUUGGGUCGCUCUUGAAUAGGGCAGGAUUUAGCAUGUUAACAAUCGAUUCAGAAGAUAUCGUAGUCGGUGGAUUUCCAGACGUAGUCUCAGUUUGCAAAGACUUACUGCUGAUGGGGGAACAAAAUUCUGUAUUAUCGAGAUCAAAUCUUUUACCAAGGGACGUAAUGUUAGCAGCCAACGAGAUUUAUAAGGCAUUACAUGGUGAAACUGAUGAGCACGGAAAUGUUACUUUACCUGCAACUUUCAGUGUUAUAUUCAUGAUUGGCUGGAAAAAGAGUGAAAACCAACCACAACCUCUAGCAAGAGGUACAGGCGAAAUUAAUUUGAAAGACAUCUUGUAG